AUGUCCGGUGGCAUGUUUAUGAAUAGUGGUAGUAGUAAUGAAAGUAAUUCGGACAAUGAAAAAUGUCAUUUACCAACUGCUGAUUUAAUUUUAUCUGAGAAUGAAAAAGAAGAUGAAGAACAACAACAAAUUGUUGUUAUACGACGAAAUAUUAGUAAACUUAAACGACAACAUGCAACUACAUCACUUCAAUCAUCUUUAUCUAUUCGAAAUACGUUAUCACUUGAAUCAAUAGAAAAUGGUAUUGCUAAUAAUGGCAGUAAUGAUGAUAAUGAUAUAAUUGUACCUGAUUAUCAGAUGACGAUAAAAAAACCUGCACAAAUAGUAAAUGAAAAUGAUUAUGAUCUAAAUCGAACAAGUUUUAAUGAAUCAGAACGUACAGAUAGUGGAAUUGGACGUAAUAGUGGAUCAAGUUGGAGACUAAGUAGUUACAGUGAAUCAUUUCAUUAUUCACAAUCACAACAACAGCAACAAAUAGUUGACAAACAACAAGAUUUGAAUUCAGAUGAUGGUGAUGAUGAUGAUGAUGAUGACGAUGAUACUACACCAAUUCCACAAAUAAACGCUGACAGCCAAUUGUCUGAAGAUUCUUUUGAAAGUUUUAGAUUGCAAAAGGCUGGUUGGCUUCAUAUUAAACAUUGGCUAACUGUUCAACGACAUCAUAAAGUUGAACUAGCAUCUAAACGUCAAUGGAAACGUUUUUGGGCAUGUUUGAAAGGAUCAUAUUUACAUCUAUAUAAUGAUUAUUCUGACGUCAAUCCAAAACUUACAAUAGACAUUGUUGAGAGUCUUUGUUAUCCAUUACCUGAACAUCCUUAUCGUCAACAUGUAUUUAAUUUAACAACACAUACUGGUGAUACAUAUUGUUUACAGUCACCUGAUCAAUCUGAAUUAGAUCAUUGGAUUCGUAAUAUACAUUGUUCUUGUUUAUUAAAAACAAAAGAAAAUUUAUUAAAAAAAGUUAUCAAACAAUUAGAAGAUAAUAUUGAACGUGAAAAUAAAAUGCGUAAAUUAGGUGAAUUACAAUUAAAAUCAUCAACAAAUCAAAAAGUUCGUUUACUUAUAUCCAAACAAAUAAAUUUAUGGGAAAAAAAUUUAGAAGCAUUUCAUGUUGAUUUAUUUCGUAAUAAAUGUUAUUUAUGUGCAUUAACAAAUGAUAGAGAUUUACCAAAUCCGAAAGAUUUACUUUCACAAGCAUGUCCAACAACGAAAGCAUCACUACAUAAACUUACGGCAUUUACACCAUGUAGUUUUUAUGCAUGUAUUUCUGCACGAAGACAAUUUGAUCGUCAUAAAUCAAAAUAUAAAUUAGCUCAUACAAAUAAUAAUGAUGAUCAACAACAAACAAAAUGUUAUUUAACAACACCAUCAAGUCCUAUUAAUUUUGCUCAAUCAUCAACAGUAACUGAACAAACAAUUUUACAAAUGGUUACAUGUGAUUCAAAUCCACAGAUGAGAACAAUUGUAUCAAUAAAUGAAAUGGCAACUGUUGGUGAAUUAUUAAAACGUGUAACUGGUAAAUUAGGAUUACAAAUCGAUGAUCAUUUUUUACAUUUUGAUUCAUCAUCUUCAAAUCAAUUUGUACCUAAUCUAAAUGAUAAAUUAUGUGAUUUAACUUAUUCUUCAAUUGAAAUAAAACGAAAAGUUGUCUAUCAAAUAACAUUAAAUAAUGAACUUAAUCUAGCAGGAAUUGAAAUUAUAACUAAAUUAUAUCGUGAAUAUUCAUUACAAGUAAUUGUAUCGAAUGUAAUAUCUGGAAGUGAAAGUGAACAAUUAGGAGUAAGGAAAGGUGAUGAAAUCGUUAUUGUAAAUAAUUCAAUUGUACAAGAUCUUGAUCUUAAUACACUUGAUAAUUAUUUUUAUCAAACACCAAUUAUAUUAACACUUCGCUCAUCAAGAUCAGCUGAUGCGAUAAAAGAUAAUAAUCAAGUGUUUGAUUUUUCUCAUGCAAUUAUUCAAAAUUUAAUUUGUCCACCACCUCCGCAACGUAUCGAACGAUUAUCAAGACAAGAACUUCGUGAACUUAUUGUUCCUAAACCUGAUUCAAGUUGUUCAGAUGAACAUAUGCCAUCGAAUAAUAAAGAUAUCAAAGAAAAUGAAUCAUCAUCACCAUCAGCACUUGAACGUUUAUUAAAAAAUGUUGAUGAAUUAAGUCGAUAUUGUCGACCAACAACAACAGUAUUGAAUCCAAAUACUGAACAAGUUAAUGUAAUUAAUCAACCACCACGUAUUAAAACUCUUUCAAAUGCACAACGAAUACGAAAAGUUAUUUUUGAAUUAGUGGAAACAGAAAGAACUUAUGUUCAGGAUAUGCAACGUUUACUUGAACGAUAUAUUGAACCAUUACGUGAUGAUUCUAAAUUAUUACCUGCUGAUACAAUUGAAUCAUUAUAUAUAAGUGUUAAAUCAAUUUAUCAAUUACAACAAAAAUUUCUUGAACGUCUGGAAUCAGAUAUUCCAACUGAAAUUCUUGCUUAUAAUGCUGUACAUGAAUUUUGUGAUAUUCUUAUAUCAAUAGCAGAUACAUUUCUUUCAUAUUCUCAAUAUUUUAAAUUAUAUUCCUCAUUUUGUGCAAUGCAUUUACGAAUAAAUCGUUUACUUGAUAUUCAUCAAAAUAAUCAACAUUUAAAAGAAUUUCUUGCUGCACGUAAUCCACGUCAUCAACAUUCAUCAUCAUUUGAAUCUUAUUUAAUAAAACCUGUUCAACGUAUACUUAAAUAUCCUUUAUUAUUACAACAAAUGUCGAUUUAUUCAAAUGAAAAUGAAAAUGAUUCAAAUGAUUCAAAAGAAAUAAUUAAAUUAAAACAAGCAAUUACAAUGAUGAAUGAUAUUGGAGAAUAUAUGAAUGGUAUGCAACAAUUAUAUGAAGAUUUUGGACAAUCAUUUGAAUCUAUAACGAAAACUUAUAGUGAAGAACAUAAUAAAAGUAUACAAUUGAAUUUACCUGAACUGUAUGCAUAUAGUGAAUUAGAUUGGUUAAAUAUACACUUAUUUGUUCUUGGAAAAAAUUAUCAACGUUUAAAAACAUAUUGCUUUAUUUUCCGUAAUGGCUGUAUUUUAUUAGUACGUGAACAAAUAAAUAAAAAGAAACAAGAUUCAUCAUUAAGUCAUAAAGGAAAUAAAAUAACUCCUGAUCGUUUUAUUCGAUUUAUUCCAAUAGAAGAAAUGAAUGUUGAAUUUAUUGAUACUCAUGAUAAUAAAAAUAAUAUUUGUACUUGGCAAUUAAUUCAAAUUGAUAUAAAAACACGUCUCAAAACAUAUUAUCGAUUUGCAAAUAAAGAUGCUGAAACAUUUGUUAAAACAAUUAAUAAUUGUAUACUUGCAGCAACAUCAGUUGAAUGGCGACAAAAUAAUUCAUCUAAUCAUUCCAUAGAUAAUAUACGUAAAUCUGAACCAUCAUUUUCAAUUAAAAAAUCUUCUUCAUCACAACAAAUAACAUCAAGUCGUUCUUGUCAUGCAAUAUUACCAGGAAAUUCAAAAUCAUUAAAUCGAAAAUCAAAUAAUAAUCAUCGACGAAGUCCAUCACCUAUUUGGAAACGAAGAACAACACCUGUUAGAAAACAACAAAUAUCAUUGAAUGGUCGACGAAAAACGAUACGAAGUUCGACUGAUUGUUAA
Molecule: messenger RNA, 3618 nt
Organism: Adineta steineri
Lineage: Eukaryota; Metazoa; Rotifera; Eurotatoria; Adinetida; Adinetidae
Source: the annotation of a GenBank genome assembly